UGACAUUUGAAGGAUCUUUCUCGAUAAAAUUUCUUUUCGCAAACUCAUUCACCGGGUCACAACGUCGGAGCGCUCAAACUUCUCACAUAUUUUCAGAUUUCUUUGCAAAACCUUAUUUUUGGCAAGUCAUCCAUAAGGUCAUAACCUCAAAACGAAUCAAAUUGCAUUCAUUUCCAUUCCAUCUUCAUUAUUACGAGAAAUUACGAGAAAUAGCCAUGAAAUUCAAAAUCCUGAUCGAUGGCAAGAACAUUGUGCGCGUGGAGUGUCCUGGCUACGCAACUCAGCGCUUUUGUGUGAAAGUCCAUGCUGGAAGAAUCACUCUGGAGAACGUCUUCCCCAAUCGUGGAGGCUUCACCAGGGGCGGGGCUUAUAUCACUGCGUCGAAGCCCAAGACUGGGGCCUCCAAGAAGUCCGUUGAGCGCCCCUCGCCGGAGCCAGUGCGUCGUGGUCCCAUUCAGUUCGGUCCGCAGGAUGAAGUGGAUGUGUACAUGGACACGGAAAUGCGCCAGCCUUGUGAGGGCCAACGAUUUGGUUCCCAGCCAGUGCGUCGUGGUCCCAUUCAGUUCGGUCCGCAGUAUGAAGUGGAUGUGUACAUGGACACGGAAAUGCGCCAGCCUUGUGAGGGCCAACGAUUUGGUUCCCAGGGGUUAGGUGGCUAUGGCGAUAGACUCUUCAAGCUUGAUGUGUGGCAGCCAAUCCCGGCCAGCCGUGAAGUGGUCAAGAAUGCUGCAUCAAGGCGCAAGACUUUGUCCAGAAAGAAGGAAAACUUUCCUUCAAGGGGCACCAUUACCAAGAAAAAGCAAUUUGACGAAUCCUCGAUGCCGACUGCAACCUCAACGCCUCACCAAAAGCGUAGGAAGACCGGAUUGUUAUCCGAAACCACGGAGCGGGAGCCGACCCAGAAAGUAUACAUUCCAUCUCUACGUGUGGACCAAACGAUUAUACUCGGCAAACGCAAUGCCGAUGGAUUGUCGAUCCGUCUAAACCUGGUGAAGGCAGAGGCGAAGCAGCGAUCUCAGGACUUGACGACCAAUCCCUUGCUGAACGACCUGGGCAAGCACCAGGUAACCACUUCCAAUGGGCAGCCUCGCAGCGCCAGCUUAAAAUCUUUGGAAAGAGAGCAGAAGAGGCUGACAAAGAAGAUUGAAAAAAAGAUGGCAAAGAAGAAGAUCGAAAAAAAGAUGGCAAAGAAGAUAGAAGAAAUGAAGAUGGCAAACGAGAAGAAGGAGAAACGGGAGAUGCUAAGACAGAAGAUGGUAAAGGAAGAGAAGGAGAGAAAGAUGAUGCUAAGGCAGAAGAUGGUAAAGGAAAAGAUGGCCAAGAUAGCCAAGAAGAUGGCAAAGGAAAAGAUGGCCGAGAUGGCCAAGAAGAUGGCAAAGGAAAAGAUGGCCAAGAUAGCCAAGAAGAUGGCAAAGGAAAAGAUGGCCGAGAUGGACAAGAAGAUGGCAAAGGAAAAGAUGGCCAAGAUAGCCAAGAAGAUGGCAAAGGAAAAGAUGGCCAAGAUAGCCAAGAAGAUGGCAAAGGAAAAGAUGGCCAAGCAGAUGGUAAGGAAGAAGAUGGAGAAAGAGAAGAUGGCGAAGAAGAAGACGGCAAAGCAACUUCGCGACAUAAUGAAGAAUCUGAUCAAUGGGAAGAAUUGAAAAGCGUUGAAACUGCAGGGCCGCAAGAAGUUUUAGACACUAGCUGUUAACAAAUUUCUGGAUAAUCGUUCAUAUAAAAUAAAUAUUAUUAUAUUCUUCAAAAUGCA
Molecule: messenger RNA, 1747 nt
Organism: Drosophila santomea
Lineage: Eukaryota; Metazoa; Arthropoda; Insecta; Diptera; Drosophilidae
Product: protein PXR1
Exons: 1
Coding region: 216-1640 (474 amino acids)
Source: RefSeq, a predicted model, not a curated record